Molecule: messenger RNA, 1098 nt
Organism: Papaver somniferum (opium poppy)
Lineage: Eukaryota; Viridiplantae; Streptophyta; Magnoliopsida; Ranunculales; Papaveraceae
Exons: 1
Coding region: 1-1098 (365 amino acids)
Source: RefSeq, a predicted model, not a curated record
AUGGAAUGGUUUCCGGGGUUUGAUGCUGAUAAACAUAAGAUUUCACAUGCAAUCGUGUGGGUGAAGUUUCCAUGUUUGACUGUGGAGUUUUGGAUUGAGAAGACCCUGUUGGCUUUACGUAAAACCCUUGGAACUCCUAUUGUGGUGGAUAAGCGUACUCUUGCUCAUGAGUAUGGUCAUUUCACCUCAGUUUUGAUAGAUAUUAAUUUUGCUGAGUUAAACACUGAUGCUAUUCACGUAACGGUAGGGGGUUUGGAUUUCUGGCAGAGUUUUGAAAUUCAAAAGAAACCUAAAUUUUGUUCUAAGUGUAAGCUUAUUGGUCAUUCUGAUUCGGAGUGUCGUAAGAAAACUAAGAAAAAUGCAAACAUCUUGCAAACUCAGAGUUCAUCUCAAGGUCAAAAAACGCAGGCUACUAAUGCUGCUAAUGUGAUCGGUAAUGUUUCUAUUGGUGGCAGUGAAUGGAAAGAGGUUGGUCGCAAGAAAAAAGGGAAGAAUGCUCUGUUAAUCCCUUUUGUUCCUGAGAUAGUAAAUAACGUGACUUCUGAUAAUCAAGCUAAUGCUGUGCAUGGACAACAUGGCCAUCUAGUUGAUGCAGUUGCGGUUACUUCUGCGGAUAUAAAUUUAGAAGAAGGGGAAGUCGUGUCUGUUGAUAUACAGUUGCAAGAUGAAUUAUCUAGGUCUGAAGCUGCCGCGAACUCUGCCUUAGCUGAAUUGGCAAGAACUAAGCUUAAGGUAGCAGAACGAGCAACAUUAGUUACAAGGGCUUCGGUGAGUGAGUUUCCUAAACCUAAGUCAUAUGUAGGAUCUGAAGCGAGGGAGAGUAGGAUUCCUAUAGGUGAUAUGACCGUGGAUUCUUCAUCUGGCACUCCUUUAACUGACAAUUUGUUUACUCGUGAAUGCGUUGUCUCUCUCAAUCAAUUUGAAUCUUUAAAUAAUGAGCUUGGUUUGGGUGAGAAUUCUGAUGCUGCCUUGGAGACUUUUGAUACAAGUUCAGGCAGAUGGAACAAUCAAAUUCCAACUAUUCUUUCACGGUUUGCUUCAACUAUUCCUUUACGGACUGGGAUUCCUGGUCUAGGGUAUUGUGAAUGGUGCAGCUAA